This is a messenger RNA of Chaetura pelagica (chimney swift), 1251 nucleotides long. It is a transcript of the gene ARB2A, whose product is annotated as family with sequence similarity 172, member A. Bases 1 to 1251 code for a protein of 416 amino acids. Gene Ontology annotation, cellular component: nucleus. The transcript has 10 exons. Gene Ontology annotation, biological process: regulatory ncRNA-mediated heterochromatin formation. NCBI's taxonomy places the organism in Eukaryota, Metazoa, Chordata, Aves, Apodiformes, Apodidae. The record is from RefSeq and is a predicted model, not a curated record. Gene Ontology annotation, molecular function: siRNA binding.
AUGUACUGUUACCUCAGUAUUUUAAAUCUGUUGACAGUUUGGGUGAUGAUGGCUCAGCUCCAGCAAGGAGGCCCAGAUGAAAAAGAGAAGACUACUGCAUUAAAGGAUUUAUUGUCUAGAAUAGACUUGGAUGAGCUAAUGAAAAAAGAUGAGCCACCACUUGAAUUUCCUGAUACUCUGGAAGGAUUCGAGUAUGUUUUUAAUGAAAAAGGACAAUUAAGACACAUGAAGACAGGGGAGCCAUUUGUUUUUAAUUAUCGCGAAGAUUUGCAUAGAUGGAACCAAAAGCGUUACGAAGCUCUUGGAGAGAUCAUUACUAAAUAUGUUUAUGAUCUACUGCAAAAGGAAUGCCACUUGAAGAAAGUAACUCUCCCAGUUGAUGCAACUGAGAGUGAACCAAAGAGUUUUAUCUUUAUGAGUGAAGAUGCAUUAACAAACCCUGACAAGCUGUUGGUCCUAAUUCAUGGUAACGGUGUCGUCAGAGCAGGUCAGUGGGCCAGAAGACUAAUAAUUAAUGAAGAUCUGGACAGUGGCACACAGAUACCUUACAUAAAGAGAGCUAUUGAGGAGGGCUAUGGAGUGAUAGUACUGAAUCCCAAUGAGAACUAUAUUGAAGUGGAGAAGACAAAAGCCCAAGUACAGCUGUCUUCUGAUAGCUCAGAUGAACCUGCAGAAAAGAGGGAAAGAAAAGAUAAAAUCCAGAAGGAAACAAAGAAGCGACGUGACUUCUACGAGAAGUAUCGAAAUCCACAAAAAGAAAAAGAAACUAUGCAGAUGUAUAUUAGAGAUAAUGGAUCUCCUGAAGAACAUGCAAUUUAUGUUUGGGACCAUUUUAUUUCCCAGUCAGCUGCAGAGAACGUGUUUUUUGUUGCUCACAGUUAUGGUGGACUUGCCUUUGUAGAGUUGAUGAUUCAACGAGAGGCACAAGUAAAGAAUAAGGUAACUGCUGUGGCGUUGACAGACUCUGUUCACAACGUGUGGCAUCAAGAAGUUGGGAAAACUAUUCGAGAGUGGAUGCGAGAGAACUGCUGCAACUGGGUGUCCAGCUCUGAGCCCCUGGACACUUCUGUGGAGUCCAUGCUGCCAGACUGCCCCCGUGUCUCUGCAGGUACGGAGCGCCACGAACUAACUUCCUGGAAGAGUUUUCCAUCCAUUUUCAGGUUCUUCAGCGAGGCAAUAGAGGCAAAGAACAGCUCAGUGAAACCAACCCCAACACGCCGCUCCAACAGGAUCAAAUACGAAGAGUUGUAA